Hylaeus volcanicus is the source of this 3536-nucleotide messenger RNA. RefSeq names its product larval cuticle protein A2B-like. The transcript has 2 exons. The coding region runs from base 2417 to 2794 and encodes 125 amino acids. The record is from RefSeq and is a predicted model, not a curated record. Gene Ontology annotation, cellular component: extracellular matrix. NCBI's taxonomy places the organism in Eukaryota, Metazoa, Arthropoda, Insecta, Hymenoptera, Colletidae.
UAAUAUUAUGACGAUAUAGAAUGUUUAUGGUGUAUAAACAUUACUUACUUUAAUCUAUACUCCUGUUUAUAUGAUAAACUGCUAUAAAGCCUAAUAAGAUAUUUACAAAUCCUCGUAAACCUUUUCUAUAUAAUAAUGAAAUAAGUUUUAUUAAAAACAAUUUCAUUUUACUGAGUAACGAAUGAUUUUAAAUAAAGUAGCAACGUUGUUCCAGAACUUUCCUUGUAUUAUUUUUAAAUAAUUUAAAAAUUUUAUCGUUUUUAGUAAUAAAAUAAUUGGACAAAGUAUAAUUUCCCUCUUUGCUUCAUACCACAUUAUACACUUACAAAUAUAAAACUGUAAUAUAAGUGUUUUUAUAUUAACUGUGUAUGGUCUAAAAUAAAGGUAAUAUUGACUUGUAUCAAUGAGUCCUAGACAAGACUUAAUUUUCAAAAGAUAUAUUUGUAUUGAAGAAAAACUCUAAUUUAUACAUCAUUUGAUCAGGAAAAAUGAUUUCUAGUAACACUGAAAAAAUUACGCAUAAAUUAGUCUUAUUAAACAGUUUCACGUAACUGUAAUUAAUUAAAUAUCAUUGUAUAGUUUGAUAAUCAUCAGGAAGUAAUCGUAUUACAAAACUUCAAAAAACCUAAUCCGUAAAUGGUUCCACAGAUAUAUGAUGAGUAUUAUUUAAAAAUGCUAUUAAUACUUUUCAUGCGUUGUGGAAAUUUAAAUUAAGCCAUGUUAUUGUAUGUAGUUUACAAGAUCUAUGUGGUUAAAAAAAAGAAGAACGUUUUAUGGCUAAUACCGAAUAAGGGGAAAAAGUUAUUGAAUCAAGACAAUUCUAUUUUAUGCAACUAGUAACGCGUGCCAUGAAUUAUACGCUGUAUAUCAGCUGGUACACAGAAGACCGAAGACCAUAAUAUCAAAUUUGAAAGCGAAAUGCAAGCAUUCCUGAGCGCAUAGUCUCAGGCUGCUUGCGAUUAGUAUUCUCUGCGCUUUGUGUCUCGCAUGACGGAAACGUUACACUUACAACUGGGCUUAAAACUACACCGAAUUACGUAACAGUGAAAGCAUACCGGUGGUCAGCAGGAAGAAUUAUUGACCGAUUUUAUCUCCAUUUUCUUAACGUUACACGUUUCGUGAUGCUUAUCCUUUUUUCCAGUAACUCGAAGAUUGAAAAUAAAUUUUUAUAUGAACGAUUAUUCUGGACGUCUAGAAUUUUUAACUGAUUCUAUGAAAAAAAAAAUGGCGAAGUGAUUCAGAAGAGAAUUUAAAGAUCGUAUUCGUAGAAAUUGGAGUGAGAAAUUAGGACAUUAGGAAUGAAAAGUUUUAAUGUGUUCAAUAUUGCGAUAUUUUGAUCAAAUGUUUAAUUUAUGUAAUAGAUUGUAAGAUUUUAAGAAGAUGGCCUCUGGCGCUCUAUGCGCAAUUUACAGAUCCAGAGGGGAUUUUCUUAGAGUAGAACUAUAUUUGCAUAUAUUUUCUUUAUCUGUAUACAUUACUUUCUUUAAACAGUUUUAAAUAAGUGCAUCAAUGCGUACAUUAUUUUAAUUUGAUUAAUAUGCGUAUCAAUAACAUGAAUAGUAAUGUGUGCAUAGUAUUGGGGUAGUACUAAUAAACGAGUAGUCUUUCAGAUUUAUUUCUAAACGAAGUAAAUCACCUACAGUGAAAAGAUUUAUUGUAAUAUAUUUGAAAUAUAGUAGACCUAUAUUUGCAGAUCGACUGGGCGUUUAAUAAUGUGUUCUUUAUCUGUAUAUAUUACUUUCCUUAACCAGUUUUAAAUAUGUGCAUCAAUGCGUACAUUAUUUUUAUUUUAUUAAUAUGUGUAUCAAUAGCAUAAAUAGUCAACUCACAACUAACUGAAAAUAUAUACAGUGCAUUUCCAAGAAAAUGAAUACAAAUUGUAAUUUUAACACACUGCUUGUGUGAAUCUUAAAGCCCUAGAAAAACAUUUUCUGACUCUGUACGUAACAUACAUAUACAAUUCUAUAAGUAAUGUGUGCAUAGUAUUAGGGUAGUAAUAGUAAACGGGUAGUCUUUCAGAUUUGUUGGACUGUAUUCGGGCAAUAUUUGAUUCCUGUCAGUUGGAAAUCUUUGCUUUUAACAGUUUCUACGUUUAGAAGUCGAUUAUUUUGUACAAAAAGUACCGUGUAAUUUGGGGGAUAGUACGCUUUGGAGACAUUGAAAGCUGUCCCCCUCGGUGCACACAUGUGGAGAGUCGAAAACGAGAGCGAAACUUUUGCUUCGACGACGGAGGCGUGUCACGUACAAAAGUUCUCGAGGCUGUUUGCGAUGCAUCGAGGGCUGCGAUGAGCAUCGAUUCACGUACGACAAACGACCACCCUGUGGUUCCUAUAAAUACCUUUGUCACUGGAACCCGAACAGUCAGUUCCCUUCUUCACUUUCGUUCGACCAUAACGUUACAUUGUACUCGAUCAACAUGGUUAUCAAGAAAGUAAUGAUCCUGAUGGCGAUUGGAGUUUUCGCGACGUGCAGAGGUGCCGCAGUUGCCGUGCCAGCUUUGCCAGUGGCCAAGUUCGCGCCGGUGGAUUCAGGCCUGAAUUAUGAUCCUCACCCGCAGUACACUUAUGCCUACGACGUACAAGACAGCCUAACCGGGGAUUCGAAGAGCCAACACGAGACAAGGAAUGGCGAUGUUGUCAGUGGCAGUUACAGUUUUAUCGAGGCUGAUGGUACAAGGAGGAUCGUCGAGUACACGGCGGAUCCUCUGAAUGGAUUCAACGCCGUUGUGCACAGGGAACCGGUGGCGGUCAUAAAACCCGCUGUCAAGGUUGCUCCUGUCCUUUUCCACCCUUAAGGAUUACCAGCAUUGGACCAAAAUCUGUUAUCUGCUCAAGGCCAUCGCUGUCUCCACUCUAUACUGCAUCUGGUUGCAUCUCCAUACUGCAUCUGCCUCUAUUUUUCAUCUUCCCUCUCAAUCUCUUCGACAUCUCUUCCAUAGUGUAGUCCCUAAGUUACGGGCUUCCUUGGAAAAUGUUCAAAAGAGGAAACGAGACAAACAUAUCGGCAAACUUCAGGCUUAUUCGAGGCCCAGGGUUUUCCCCGUCUCUGCCGAUAACCAACAUCUCCCAUGGCAAUGUUGAUAUUAUUCAAUUGUAACUCGGAGGAAGAUACGUUUGCUUUUGUUUAUGCUUGACUAGUCAUCUCAUAAUGUACAUAUUGUAACGAUUUUGUAAUUACACGUUUGUAUUAAAGUUUUUUUGUAAAACAGAUUUGUUUACCCUUCAUCUGCGUUUUCCUUUAAUGUACCACACGGAAUGUAAUGCUGCAAUGUUGCGAGAAUAUUGCUGCAAUAUUCCUGCAUGAUUGGUAAUAUUGCUGCAAUGUUCCUGCAAUAUUGGUAAUAUUGCUGUAAUGUUCCUGUAAUAUUGGUAAUACUCCUGUGACGUACUGCAAUAUUGCUUGUCGUACGAGACUGUCUAUUACAGGCUAAAUGUAAAAAGUGUUAUUUAUUUUGCAUCCCUAAGAUUUUAUAAUGUUAUUAAUUAACAAAUUUGAUUUGUAACAUGUAUCUAGAAUGCUUUAUGAUAGACUUUCAA